AGAACUUUGGUGAAACUAUAACAACCAUAGAAGUAAAUAUAUCUAUGUAUUCACUUCAAUGAUAACAACAAAAGUUCAUAUUUUCCUCUUCGAAGCGACAAAAUUGUACAAUAUGUAAUGAAAAUGUUUUCUUUCUGGUCAAAUGACGAGGACGAAAAUUCAGACUGUGGCAAAAGUGACAAAAAAACAAAGAAAGGCAAAGGUGCACGAAUCAUAAUUCAUGGUAAACAAUAUUUCGCUGUUGUCUUGACUCCUUUGACACAAUUUCCGCUAAUUUGCGUUUCAGAGGGUAGACCACCUGUGAAUGAGCGAUAUGGACACUUCAGUAAAGACUUGAACACAUUUUCGAACAACGUUUUUCAAAACAAUCGUAACGCAAAAGUUUUAAAAGAAAAAACAAAGCAAAUGGACGACAUGCUUAAGGGUGUUUGGAGUGUACGAAAAGAUGUACGUGUCAAUAACCCAGUGAAAGCAUCGGACGUUAGUCAAAAAUCUUAUUACUCCAGAUAUAACAUGUCAAAAGGGGAAGAAGAAUCUAAGAAUGGAAAAAAUAGCUGGAACAAUAGAAGUGCAAUGAAAAAAUGGCAAGUUGAAAGACCAGAUUAUUUACAUGCUAAGGCUGUGGACACAGGUGAUAUAUUGAGUGAUGAGAAUGACACACAAAACACCUACAAUGAUGUACAACAAAAUAAUAUCGCCAACAUAUUCAAGGAUAACACAACAGGCAAUGCUCCCAAGCAAAGGGAAAUGUCCGCAAGAACAAAAAGCACAGAAGUUCAGCAAUGCUUACCUGAGAUCAACAGGAAUGGGUAUCUAUACACCGCACGUGAUGAAAACAUCUGAUAAACGUCAUAAUAAACCAUGGAAAAGCUGACGCCGACUAAAAUGCGCAUUGGUGGACUACAUCAUAAACAAACAUCAGCAUCACAAAUUGUAUCAUAACGCAAAUGCGCCAACUGAUAAAAGUGUGAGCAAAGUAUCGUCGCCUCAAAAGAACUAGUCAGCAAUUCUAACUAUGAGCACGGCGAACUUUGUACACCACUUAAUCUGACGUUUUCUUUUCUCUAGCUUUUUGAAUAAAAAACUAUAAAUAAUGUUAAA
This is a messenger RNA of Xenia sp. Carnegie-2017, 1101 nucleotides long. RefSeq lists its product as uncharacterized. The record is from RefSeq and is a predicted model, not a curated record. The transcript is spliced from 4 exons. The coding region runs from base 118 to 843 and encodes 241 amino acids. NCBI's taxonomy places the organism in Eukaryota, Metazoa, Cnidaria, Anthozoa, Malacalcyonacea, Xeniidae.